AUGUCGGAACGCCCCUCUCCUCCGUCCAGCUCGUACUUGGAGCCCCCAAGAAAGAGCGUGGAGCUUGAGGACCCAGGGGCCCCUGAUCAUACCUCCGAUAGCGACGAGGAGCAUUUCUCAGAUGCCAGCGAAGGCAACUCACGUUCUCGGUCCCGCCCAGAGUCUCGUGCAUCUCCUGUGCCCCGGACGCGAGUAGAAAAGGUGGACGACGCCCCUUCACACGGCGAUAUCCCAGGGACCAGUGCCUAUGAGAAGAGAGAAUUGGAUGCUGUUCCUGAUGAAGUUGAAGUGAUCUCCCGUAGCAGGAGUCCUUCCACUGCGGGGCAGCGUCGCCGCUCCGUAACCCCAGGGGGUACACGUAUUCCCCAGACUAUGGUGGAAAAAGUUGACCCCGACCAACCAAGCUACGGCGAUGUUCCUGGGACAGAGGCAUACGAGAAGCGGAAAGCGGAUGCUGUUCCCGAUGUUGUCACGAAAACUUCCGAAUCCACAAGCACCUCCGGAUCUCCUACGGACCCUGACGAAGUCAACACCACGACUACGUCUGUGCCAGGAACUCUAGUCUCUGAGGUGGACCCUUUGCAGGAUGAUGAAACCCUGCACUCCGGCCCGCUUGCGCAUCGUAGGCGCCCGAGUGAUACUUUGCCGGAUACAACAGAGACCGUAUCUGACCCUCCCGGUAAGUUUAUCCAGUUCCUUAUCCCCCUUGGGGGCUCAAAAAUUCAGGGACGAUUGACCAAUUCAGAUCCCGCGCCUGAAACAAGUAGCUCCCCAGAUCCGGCUCACCCUCCACAACAAUCAAAAUUGACGGGGGAGGAACCUACUGAAGCUGGGGGCGGCGGUGAUGACUUCGACGAUUUCGCGGAGGGACAUGAUGACGAUUUUGGGGACUUCGACGAUGGUUUUCAAGAACCAGAUGCGGACCUCGCUGAACCUGAACCUGCCUCUAUACAACCGUCUCAACAACCGACCCCGCCAUAUGUUCCUCCUUUAAUAGACUUUGACACUAUUCAAUCCUUCCCCGACCUGCUCACGACUCUUGAUGAACCUCUUGAUCGACUCUUCCCUGCAUCCAAAGCUACCCUUUUCAGCCAAUCCGAACUGGAACCCAUUUCAAACUCUUCCGCCAUCUUCAGCACUGAACGUUCCCUUUCCCUAUGGUCGCAGCUAGUCGCCCCACCCCCGCUCCAGCCCCAGAAUUGGGUCAAGUCCCGGAUCCGCCGCCUAUUCCUCGUCUCUCUUGGCGUUCCUGUAGACUUGGACGAGAUCCUCCCAGCAUCUAAACAGAAGAAGCUCGUCCUCCCAUCCAUCAACAUCGGCGGACCCAACUCGAACGGCCAGGAUUCACUAUCUCGUUCCCAGAGCCUCGCCGGAAAAGGCUCCCAAAGCGGGCCAAACAGCCCGCGCACUUCCGGCACCGCAACUCGACAGCGGUCAUCCAGACGGCGCGAACCGUCACCACCAGAGCUUGAUCUCACGUUAGUAAGACGGCUCUGCGCGACCACCGACGCCGCACUAGAUGGGUUCACCGACGCGGAACUCCAAGCCCACGUCAAGGAGCUGGAAAAGCUCACAUUGCGUGCCUCCACCGUCCUUGAAUUCUGGCUUAAACGCCGAGAUGGCCUCGUAAGCGAAAAAGAGGCUUUCGAAGGCGUGAUAGAGAAUCUUGUCAACCACGCCCGGCGAGUAAGGAAAUAA
Aspergillus puulaauensis is the source of this 1698-nucleotide messenger RNA. RefSeq names its product DUF5102 domain-containing protein. The transcript is spliced from 3 exons. The record is from RefSeq and is a predicted model, not a curated record. The coding region runs from base 1 to 1698 and encodes 565 amino acids. NCBI's taxonomy places the organism in Eukaryota, Fungi, Ascomycota, Eurotiomycetes, Eurotiales, Aspergillaceae.